AUGAUAACCACCUCUUUGCAAAAACUAAACGCUACUUAUUCAAUUUUUGGAAAGCAAGCUAAGCGUCAAUUUUCUAUAGCAACCUCUUGUGGUAUAGUUGGAUACCCUAAUAUUGGAAAAUCAACAUUAUUCAAUGCAAUGACAAGAACUCAGAUGGCAUAAGCUAAGAAUUAUCCAUUCUGCACAAUUGAUCCAAAUGUAGCGAAGGUGGCAGUCUUUGAUAAAAAUGUUAGAGCAUUACAAAAGGCUUGCUAACCUGAAAAGACUACCCCUGCCUAGAUAGAAAUGUGGGAUAUUGCAGGACUAAUUAAAGGUGCAAGUGAAGGAGCAGGUGCUUCAGUGAUAUCAAUGUUAUUCAUGUUGUAUGAAAAUUUAUUUCUUAAUAACAACAUAAAGGAAGAUGUGACUAAUCUCGAUCCAAUUUCAGAAAUGGAAAAUGUAUAAACUGAGUUGAUUUUAUCAGAUCUUGAAAUAUGCCACAAGAAAAAAACAAAAUAAAAUAUUUGGGAUAGAGUAUUUAAAUCACUUGAUAAUGGAGAGCCAGUCAGAUCAAUAAAUUUUGUGCAUGACGAAGUAGCUAUAGUUAGAUAAUUGCCUUUGAUCACAGCAAAACCUAUAGUUUAUGCUUGCAAUAUUGAUGUUGACUCUGCUUAAAAAGGAACAAAUGAAUUGGCUGAGAAAUUCAAAGCAUACGUAAACAAUAAGUAUCCGAAUGUACCAGUUGUGAUAUUAUCAGCUUUACUUGAAAGUGAUAUUGUUUAAAUGAGAAACGAUGAUGGGGAAGAAUCAGCUAAAGAAUUUAUGUCUGCCUAUGGAAUGGAGGAAAGCUAAUUAGAUUUGCUUUUAGAAUAAUGUAGUGAUAUAUUGUCACUGUAAAAGUUCUACACUGCUGGCCCAACUUAAGUCAGCUCAUGGUUCAUUGAAAAAGGGUCAACUGCCCCUUAAGCAGCUGGCAAAAUUCACUCAUCCUUUGAAACCAAGUUUAUUUGUGCAGAAAUUUGUAAGGUUGAAGAUUAUGAGAAACAUGAAACUGAAGAACAAAUCAGAAUAAAAGGAAAAAUGAAUAAAUUCGGGAAAGACUAUGUAAUGCAAUAAAAUGAUGUAGUUUUUUUUCAUCAUAGUGCUAAAUGA
Messenger RNA from Stylonychia lemnae, 1131 nucleotides. The record is from the annotation of a GenBank genome assembly. NCBI's taxonomy places the organism in Eukaryota, Ciliophora, Spirotrichea, Sporadotrichida, Oxytrichidae.